AUGUUUCAUAAUCUUGUCCCUUCACUGAACUACAAUGAUAUGGAAAAUCUCCCAUUGUUGGCCAUACAAGUGACAAAAUUCAAAGAUGAGAACAUUGCUCUCGGCAUAGCCAUCUCACAUAUAAUUGCUGAUGGACAGAGUGCAUUCCACUUCAUUAUGGAAUGGGCUCGCUUAGCGAGUGGCAACACCAUUUUCACUAAGCCCUUCCUAGACAGGAGAGUUCUACGAGGUGAUACAAGGGUUCCAAGAAGUGGUGGAGAAAGAAUAGAUGUGAAUUCGCACGCUGCAAAUCCUCAUUUACCAUUACCAAUAGUGAUCGGGAAAACAAGUGCAAAAAUCCAACAAGAGAAGAAAACUUCGAUAGAUUUGCUAAAACUAUCGACAAAAGAAAUUGAGUUUUUGAAGAGUCUCGCCAGUGAUGGCACAGUUCCCGCCAUGAAACGGCCCUACAGCACAUUUGAGGUGAUUUCGGCACACCUGUGGCGAUGUGCAUGCAGGGCCAGACUACUCAUCCAUGAACAGCCUACAGUGUUGUCAUUUCCAAUUAAUUUUCGCAAACUUAUUCAACCACCAUUGCCUGUUGGAUAUUUUGGUAAUGCAAUGCUUUAUAUCCGAUCUGUGGAUUCGUCAGGCAACUUGUUAACAGAUUUUGGCUGGGGGAAAUCAUUAGCCAUGGUUGAAGUAUCUCACAAUGGGGAUGGGGAUUUUGUUCUUUGUGGUGACCGUCACAGUGAAGUAGUGGUUAGUGUGUGUUUCCAAGAGGAAUAUAUCAAGAGUUUCAAAUAUUACUUUUACGAGAUAUUUGGAGAUAUGAAUAAGGAGGAUUGA
Coffea arabica (coffee) is the source of this 828-nucleotide messenger RNA. The record is from RefSeq and is a predicted model, not a curated record. Lineage: Eukaryota; Viridiplantae; Streptophyta; Magnoliopsida; Gentianales; Rubiaceae.